GCUGAGUCUGCGGGCCUGCAGUAUGUGUGCUCUCUCCGGGGUGGGCGGAUCGUUAGCUGUGACAGCGACGCUUGGAGACUUCCUAACAAAGCUGUCAGAAAACAGACAACUAACGCUAUGGCAGAGUUAGACCUGAGUCUGAGCGACGCGCUGACCGACAGCCCCCCGCAGCCUGGCAUUGAGAGCAAGGUGGAGAGGGACUUCAUGGCCCAGCUGGAGGCCGAGGCGUUCGACGACCAGGUGAAGGAGACGGUGGGGAAGACGGACUACAUCCCCCUGCUGGACAACGACGACACCCGGGCAGAUGCUGGGGCUGCUUUGGAGAAUGGAGAGCAGGAGGCUCAUGGGGUUCAAAAGCCUGCCUCCAUGGCAGCUCAUUCUGAUUCCCUGGCCUCUCACUCCAGCUCUGUCCAAAUGAUGGAUUCUGGCAUGCUGGGUCCUUUCCCAGGCUUCUCUCAGCCAGGAGGGAUCGGAAUGAAUGUGGAGGUGGGAGCCGCACCUCUGCAACCACAGAAGCCCUCUAGUAUAUCAGAGUCGCAGUAUCCUACUCCCCAAGCUGGAUCAGAAGUCCCAAAAGAUCACAGCGCCAUGCUGCCAGAAUCCCAGGCCCCUGGCAGCCCCCUGGAUGUUUCAGCAGGUUCCUUAGACGACUCUUGGCAAGACCAGAUUGGCUCCCCAUCAACAGAUCCAUCUUUCGCUCCCAGCGUUUCUGUGAAGUUUUCUGACCAAGUCGAUCAGCUUGCAGCCAAACCAGAAAAUACGCCCGAAAGCUGGCCCGGCCGUGAGAGCACCGCCUACGCUGGGGGCGAUGAAAGGGACACGGACGGAUCUGACAGAAAACAGAAGAAGAAGAAGAAAAGGCGACAAAAAGACGAGGGAUCCUACGAACACGUUGAGAGCAGGGGUCAGCCAGAGAUGCAGGAAGCGGGAGAAAACACUCCUCCGACUGAGGAGUUUUAUCACAGGAUUGGCCCAAGAAGGGACAGAGGAGAAUGCGGCUGGGAAGAGCAACUUGGGAAGAGCGGAGGCCGUGGCAAGAAGAGUAAAAACAGGAAGAAGCUUCCAGAGGAAUGGGCAGUAACAGCAGAGCCAUUUGUUCCCUCUUCAGUGACUGCCUCAGAAAUGAAAGUGGAAGCAUUGGUGGAUCUUGGGAGUUCAGUGAAUGAAACAAUGGAGAGCUCUUUUGCAGACAUGGACACUAGCCAACACACCUGGAAGAAAGAGUUUUACCCAGAGGAAGACCCUUCAACUUUGCCUCAGGAUUUGUUCUCUCCAACGGCUGCAGCCAUCAGUCCUCUAGCCCUCAACAGUGAGCUGAAUGCUACAGCAACUCCAUUCACCAUGCCGUCUUCCACCAACAAAACAAUCCCCGGCUCCUUCCCCGAGGCGGUGGAUGUCCUGAUGGACACCGAAAAUGCCGGUUUAGGUCAAAGCAAUCAAAACAUUUGUCCUCCUUUCUCUUCAGAGAACACAGGAGCUGUAGCUGACUUAAUAGACAGAGGGAUGUUUGACAUCUCAAGUUCCUUUCAAGAGUCUUCCAUGCGAGCUGUUUCAGAUGGAGACACUUCAGCUUUCAGCUCUGCUUCACAAACAAGCCAGGCAGUUUCACCUAAAGGUGAUGUGUUGGCUUCAGCCCCACCUCUAUCACCCUCUGAUGCUUCAUGGAUGCUAAACAACUCCCAACUGAGCAGCAACAGCGAUUUAUUUGACUUCAGUGACACGAGCGCUGCAAGCCCUCCUUUACCCCUGGGCCUGUCCUUCAACACACCAAGUCCAGCACCUCUCCGCUCACCCAAAACCACUGCCCAAGAAUUCCAGUCCAAGCACAAAGAUGGGAAAUCUGGCCAGAAGCAAUCCAGAAAGUCCCCUCCUUCCUCUUCGACCUCAUCUGUCAGGAGUCCCACCUCCCCAGAGGCAAAGCUCUCCCCACAGGCAUCCCCUGUCGCUUCACCCUCAUCUCCUCCUUCAGUGGGUCCCACUGGAGUUCCAGGAUCCGGCCUCAAUCCUGCUGCAAAGCCUUUCUUUCCCAGCUUUGCUGAUCCAGUGGAAGACACAGCUGUGGUCCCUCCAGUUGUCCCCAUCGUGGAAGUUAAAUCUGACAAGACAGAGAAGAAGGACAAACAGGAGGAUGGUGUGCAGAAGGUGGAGGCUUUUGAUGUGCUGAACAAAGCUGAGCACGGGAGCGUGAAGGUUGAAUUCACCACUAAUGAAAGUUUGGUCAAAGUGGCAAAUGAGGUAGAAAAGGGAAAGGAGAAAGCAAACAAUAAGGAGGCAGAAAAUGUCAAAGAGGAAAAACAAGCAGACAAAACAAAGGAGAUGGAGAAGCAGGCAGAAAGAGUGGAUGAUCAAAAGGAAACAGAGAAGCUAAAAGACAAGGAGAUGGAGAAACUGCAAACCGUCCAACUCAAGGAAGAGAAGGAGGAGCAAAAGCCCAAGAUGGAAGAAUCACCUGUCAAAGUGGAAAAGACCGAAAAGGUGGAGAUGAUCGACAAGAUGGAGGACAAGUACGAUAAUGUAGAGAAGAUCACCAACAACGAGAAACUGAAAAAGGAAGAGAAAGUAGAGAACAAACACAGUGAGAAAGCCGAAAAUGUGGACGAAAACGAGAAGUCCAAAGAGGAGGAGAAGAAAGUGGAAGGCAAGCCCAGCGAGAAAGUGGAAGAUGCAGAAAAGCUGGACAAGGUCCAGGAUACCAAGGUGGAAGAAAAAGCAGGAAACAAAACAAAUGAGAUGGCAGAAAAAUCAGAGAUAAAGGAUGACAAAGGCCAGCACAAAGUGGAAACGACUUCAGAGCAGCAGCUUUACCCCGCUGACAAUAAGACAGAGACGAAGGCCGAUGUGGAGCUGAAAACCGAGGCAGCCGCAGAGAAAGAAAAGACCGACACUGGGGAAGCCAGGACGGUGCAGAAAAAGGACAAUGCAGCCAAGCCUCUGGAGAAGCCUACUGAAAAAGAAGCACCGAAGACAGAAAAGGAGAAGGCGGAUAAAAAGACAAUAGAGAAGAAAGACGGUAAGAAGGAAAAGGCUGUCAAAGCAGAUGGAGACAAGGCAAAGAAACCUGUGAAGGCUGCGACCAACGGAAGCAGCGCAACAGCAAGCAAGGACCUGUCAGCUGGAGACAGGAAGACCAAGCCUGCCACCGGGGUGACAAAACUGGUCGGUGCUGUCAAAACGCGGCCAGCCACUGCUCCUGCCGGUGGCUCAACCGCAGCCACUGCCAAACGCCCCACACCCACUUCCACCAGCACUACCACAGACAGAAAAACAACCACACCCAAGACAGCUUCCACAAGCGCUGCUGGGCCUAAACGACCCCCUACCAGUUCCACUAGUCGCCCAUCAUCCCAACCCUUCACCACCACAGGCACACGAGAUGUUAAAUCGAAGUCCACCAUAGAGAAGCGCCCCCUGGUGCCGAAGGCCGGCAGCGGCACCACAAGUCACCCUGCCUCCGGCCCCGCUACCAAAAACGGAACGGUGAGCACUGCAGCCAGCAAAACCGCUUCAUCGGUGCGCACAGCCGCGUCCACUCGCACAACUACUACUACUGCAGCCAAAAAGCCUCUGGCCUCUAAAACUGACAGCAGCAAACCAGGAGAAGAGAAGAAGCCCACCACUGUUAGGACUUCAACAGCUGACUCUACCAAGCCCAAGACCACUUCCACCACCUCAAGGAGCACGAUUUCCACCACCGCUGCGUCUCGCACUCGAACAACAGCGACCAAACCGGCUACGCUGUCCUCCGCCACGGCCACAGCAGCAGAGAAGAAGCCCCUGGUGCCCCGCACCCAGCGACCCACUGCAUCCACGACAGCUAGCACCACCACGAGGCCCACGGCUCGGCCCGGCACAGCGCCAGACCCCGAUAUCCGUAACAUCCGCUCAAAGAUCGGCUCCACUGAUAACAUAAAGCACCAGCCUGGCGGCGGGAAGGUGGCCUCUGCUUCUCUGAAAAGGGGCGUCACCGCCAAAGAAAGCAGCCAGGGCAAAGUUCAAAUAGUCUCCAAAAAGCUGGACUUCAGCCACGUCACCUCACGCUUGGGCUCCAAGGACAAUAUGAAGCAUGUUCCUGGUGGAGGGAAUGUGCAGAUACUCAACAAGAAGGUGGAUGUAAGUAAGGUGACUUCAAAAUGCGGAUCCAAGGACAACAUCAAGCACAAGCCUGGCGGAGGCGUCAUGAAGCUCGAGUCCCACAAAGUGAACAUUAGGGAAAAGGCUCAGCCCAAAGUGGGGUCACCUGGAGGAGGGGACGUCAAGGCUGAGGGACCGGAGGAGACAGAGGGAAAGGCAACUCCCAUGACUAGCAGCCUGGCUCCGGCCCCGGGCCCCGAGAUGGGGCCUACAGGGACCCCCAAUGCCCAGGAGAAUGGACUGAAGGACGGGGCUCCCAGUGAUGGUGAGGGUGUCCAAGAGCCCCAGGCUCUGGACUCUCUAAUGCCAGAGACAAAUUGAGUCUAUCAAGCUCAACUUCCGCGAGAAUGCUCGCUCUCGCACGGACCACAGCGCUGACAUCACCAUCUGGCCAGCCCCCCCAGGACAACAGCAACAGUUCCCGCCCACAUGGUUCCUCGUUCUCCCCGCAUGGCCAACCAAAGCCACCACCCAGGCACCUCCAUUGAGUCUCAACUCCCCCUUUACCCCCUACUUCCUGCACCUACAGGUGGAGGUCCGGGGAGACGGCAGCGGCGUCUCCGUGAAGGGAUCCCAACUUUUUCAACCCCAUUUAAUCUCACAUCCAUUAUUGGAAAAUUAGAAUCAUCGUGCAGUAGUGCUUCUUUCACAUAGUCAUGCGUCAUUGCCUUCAUCAUCACCACCACUUUCACCACCUGAAGUAACUUUAGACUCUGACUGGUCCUGACUGGUACUUUAUGUGAAGGAAAAUUCCAGGACGGCAAUGAGCUCUCUGAGUCUGGCAUCUUGGAAUCGCCGGCUUUCACGUGGAAACCCGGUGGUGGGACCUGCUAGAAAAACCACCAUCAUUCCCCACUGCACACCCACCAGGUGGCAGCAGCAGUCUCUUCAGUAGUGACCAGAACAAUUCGGCUCUCCUAUUGGAUUCCCAUCUCUUUUUCCUUGUGAUUUAAGGAGUCGUUUUUUCCCCCCUGUAGCCACAUACUCUCUGCUUCUGUAACGUUGUAGUAAUUCAGUAUCCAUUUCAUCAUGGCUUCCUCUUUCUUGAUCAUCAUGCAACCAUAUGCAAGCUGACUUUAAAAAAAGAAGGCUGUUUUAACUCUAAUUUAACUCUUUAUUCUCUGUGUUUGUGAUGAGGUGUUUGAUUGAAAAGAUUAUAUAUAGAAAUGAGCAACUUUGUUCUGUUUGGAUCCUCUUUAUUUCCUUCUUUCCAUCAAGUUCCUUGACAAUAGAACUAGGUUGUAUUUAUUAUAUCAAUGCUAUUCAUAGAAAAGCAAUACCACAGGUGUUUUAUUUCCUUUUCAUCAAGUAGUGCUCAGAAAAUCUUUGAAACACGCACAUGUUCUUGCAAACUAAGACACACAGUGUGAAGGAGAUGAAGAAUGUUGCAGAACGUUGAGGAAAAGGUCGAUAGAUGAAAUACAAAAGGAAUUUCAGAGUCAUGGUUAAAUAUCAGAUACGUGGUCAGUGCUGUGACUGAAGAGGUUUUAAAUAAUAUAAGAUAGGACGUUUGCUGAAGCCGAGAAGCUUUCACUGAGUCCAGAGGGAGAUGAGGGAGACGCAGUUCUGAUUGCUUCUGAAACAAAAGGAACCAAGUGUCUCAUAUGUGCCUCCUGUUUGUCUUACCUUAACAAAAAAAAAAGAAGAACCCCAGUAGAUAAGAGUGAUGCAGUCUCACGCCUAAAACAGCUUAGAGAGAGAGAGAGAGAAUAUGGUGGCAGAUGAAGAGUUGUUCUGUUCUGAGCAGUCUGGUUCUGGUGUUGCCCUUGUUGACUGUUCUAUUUUUAGGUGUUUCUGUGCGGGUCAGGUUAGUGUGGUUUUAGGAGUUUGCUCAAGAUUCAGUUCAAUUUAGAAAUCAUCUACAGUACUAUAGUGUGUUCAGUGCUCUUCUUGUUGGCAUACUGCCAUUGGGACAUGGUCUUACUUUAUUCUCUUCUCUUGUAGCAACCUGUUGCCUCCUGAUGCCUUUAUGAUGCAUGGCUAGAAAAUAGAAAAUCAACCCCAAACUCAAAGCUCAUGGGUUUUACUCCAGGUGUUGUGUUCUGGUAUUGCUUGCAUAAUUUUAAAAUAAGAAAUUGACAGGAAGUUCUUGUGAUGGUUUGGUGUUGAGAUUUAAUCAUGCUGCUCCAACAUUGUACAUACUGAUUACGCAACUUAACUAUUGUUGAAAAUCUUUUAGCCGAAUGAUAUUUUGAUAGGUUAUCAGUGGUCAUUUGAUUUGUAAAAUAUGUUUAUCAAUAAUUUUAAUGUUACUUUGAUAUAUCCAGGAUAUUAUAGGAAAUAUAUAUUAUUCUGUUUAGCUAAUACAUACAUAUCACAAUAUGUAGUCAUUACAUGGAGCUUGUUAGCAAACAAUGCUACAUUAGCAAUUUUUUCAACAUUUUAAGCAAACAAUUUUAAGCUUACUAUUUUACUUAUAACCAGCUUUUCAAAAAUAUUUCCAUCUUUUACAGGCUUCACCAUGGUCACCUGCUAGCUAACAGCUCCACCUGCCAGCUAGCGACACUUAGCUAAUCUAAUUUGAGCAUGAGUUGACAUUUUUUUGCUAGUACACUCUAAAAAAUGUCAGUUAACAUAAUUUGGUUCUAAAUGUGGUUACUUAUUCAUGAACGAGUACUGAGCACUGAGUUCAUGAAAUAGCACCAAAAUGCAACAUUUUAAAAUGUUGAACCAGUUACUAAAUAUUUUUUCUGUUCAAGUAAAAGUGCUUAAUUAUUAUAAUAAAACUAUGUUACUGAUUGUUUUUGGAUUAAAUUUAGAAAGUAAAUUGUCUAUGUAAUAGACUAAAGUGACAUUUUGUUGAAUAUCAGUAUCAUACCUGGAGUUGGUAAAGGGUUCUGCAUGGUCACACCGAACUGUCAAAAUUGAUUCUCAGUGUUGCCGCUGCCGCACGACAGAAAUCUAGUCAUUUUGUUCUCAGCUUUAUGUCAUCAGCCUCUUCUUGUCACAACCCCCUUGGCAAACUUUUCACUCCUCUCUCCGUGGAAAACUAUCAUGUGAUUGGUCUUAACUCCGUGGUUGUGUUUAUGCGGAAAACAACGCUACUCAGCGGUGCGACCAUUAAGGGCCCUUAACCCUCCUGUUGUCUUGAUCCUUUUCAUAAGCCCAAAACUAGUCAGCUAUUUUUUGAUCAGAGCAAAUGUACCAUCAUAAGUCUGUUUCAGUCUCAGAAAUCCCACUGUAGUCUAUGAAAACUCUGAGAAAGCCAGAGAAUGCUUGAACCUCUUGCAAAAGCAAAUCCUCACUUGAACAACAUUUUACAUGUUAUUGACUGUGUAUAAUCUCACUUAAAAAUAACAGAUCCAGGUCAUUUUACUAAGUAGUGUAAAACUACUCACUGGUACUUAAAUUCUAGUUUUAUUUUUAUUUUUCACAUAGAUGUGGGCUCUGAAUAUCUAUUAUUCAGAGAAAUUCAAUUGUCACUGCAAUUUAAUAAACUCAAAUGUAUUAAAGACAAAUUUAGUUACACCUGCGAAAUCUUUUAAAAGCGAAUAUGUUAUUCAAAAUAUUUGACAAACCUGCCCUCAUCUCUUAUCUCAAGAUAACUUGUCACAAAGCUUUAAUGAUCCAUCACAAGAGGUAAUGCCAAGAAUUCAAAGUCACACUUCAGAAUCUUUAUGUAAAGAAAUUUUUUUUUAUCAAGUUGAUAUGUUGCUGUUGCUUUGAUGAAACUAAACUGCACCUUAAUGCUUUAAAUCAUAUAUCAAAGAGGAUUAACUGUGAUGUAGUGGUAAUUCCACUUUUUAUGAAUAGUAACUCAAACAUGAAUGAGCUUUCGCUUGGUAACAGUAACCUGUUUGUCAGUUUUACCUGAUUUCUUCAGAUCGUUCCCAUUAUAAUUCCUGUAAGUCUAGUAAUAAAUUGUACACAUUCUGAUACAUAUAGGCAAUAGCUUGUAAUUUCAUACGGAAAAAGUUGUUUCUAAAGGCGUAGCUUUGAUCUCACGGCUAUUUUCUAGCUGAGCUCUUCCACGUGCCUGUCUGUAACUAAAACCCAGCUUUGCUUCUAGCCAUAAGCUUCCAUUCUCCUCUACUUCUGAGAUUGUUCAUAGAUGCACUGUUACUCGCCCUGAAAACUACGAACAAACAACGUACAGCUGCAGUUAUCGGUCCGUGGGCGGGAACCGUGCUUUUAUUUCCACGUAGCUUUGCUGGUUUUUAUGGGAGGAAGCGUUUUUAUCAUGACUGUUAUGGCUGUUAUUCUGAAUACUUGUGACAACAUGGUAAGCUUUGGCCUGUUUUUUGUUUUGUUUUUAUUUUUUCGAAAGGGGGCCACUGAAGUGAAAGAAUGUCUGUCGAGAUAAAUUGUGCUAAAGACGCAACACUUUUGUACAUGUAUUUAUCGUUGUGUUCAUGUAGCCUCGUGGCAGUUUCGCUCUCAUGGUUGAAGGGGCUCGGGGUGUGAGUUUUUUUUUUUUUUUUGCUGCAGUUUUACAGUUAGCGUUGGAGAAGAUACCUGUCAACACACCUCUGUAUUUGAUUUCAUUUGAAGUGCUGUAACGGCUUUAUACAUAAAUACUGAAGUGGUAUUAUAGAACCUAAUUAAUUAGGAUAUUUCUAACAUAUUUUCUUGUACUUGUGUGUGCUGCCACAAGAAGCCCAGUCUUAAGAGAUGAAAAUAAUGGAGAGAAUAGCUCGAAAAGUAAGAAUGCAGCGACCCCUGCUGGUUUAAGGAUAAAGUUAAAUAUAACGUACAUCACUAAAAAGUGAUGUACAUGAGGCUGACAAGUGAAGGGAGACGAUACUGGCUAAGAAUGGCACUUCCAGAACAGCAGCCUGUCUGAGAGAGAGCCUAACACACAGUUAGAGUUAGACAACUCACUGUAGCACCUGAAACCUUUCCGAGGAGCGUCGUGGAGCUUCAAAUAAACAUUUAACACUAGCUAAUGAAUAACUGCUAUACCUGCAGAGCAUGCUGAAAACCAACAAUGGCUUGUGUUAGGUAGACUUUCUCUCAUUUACAGAAUUUCCUCGUUGUUUGUUUGUUUUGUUUUUUGCGUGGGAUUAUGUUUUUCUCAAUAUUUUGAGUUUUAGUUUUGGUUUUGAAAAAAAGAAGUGUUUAUUGUGAUUACUUGUUAAUUAGUGAUGUGAUUAUUAAACAUAAAAUAAAUUGGACUAAAUUUCA
This is a messenger RNA of Poecilia reticulata (guppy), 9255 nucleotides long. RefSeq lists its product as uncharacterized. Gene Ontology annotation, cellular component: neuron projection. NCBI's taxonomy places the organism in Eukaryota, Metazoa, Chordata, Actinopteri, Cyprinodontiformes, Poeciliidae. The record is from RefSeq and is a predicted model, not a curated record. Gene Ontology annotation, molecular function: microtubule binding. Gene Ontology annotation, biological process: neuron projection development; microtubule cytoskeleton organization.